AAUGUUGGAAGCAUGGAAGCAAAGCAAAGGGCGAGAAUGGCGGCAACCCAUAACUCGAUCAUAAAUCCCCCAUCAACCCUCUCACUUUCUUUUCUCCAUUGAGAAACACCUGGCAUCGCCACCAAGAGAGAAGAUUCCACGUUUGCGUUUGUUACUUUUUAUUAUUUUACUGUUGCACACACCCACAACCCCCCUUCUUUAACUUCAACUUCAACACAAAGUAUCUUCCUUACUUCAAAAAAGUGAUCUUUUCCUAUUCGAGAGUUCAGAGCAAUGGGUGAAUUUGGCGUUUCGCUCAAGGAAACUAAAAAAAAUAGUGUUGCUGCUGCUACUAGUAAUAGUAAUGUUCUUGGGUUGGGUAGUGUGAGUAACAAGGUGCAGGUGCAGCAGCAGCAGCAUAAUAAUAUUAAUAUUAAUAAUAAUUAUCUUGAAGCAUUUCCUAGUAAGACGAGGAUGAUGAUGAUGAUGAUGAUGGUGCAUCAUAAUCAUCACCACCGUCCAUUUGACAGUGAUUCAUCUGCUUCUGCUCUCGAUGGUGAUGGUGAUGGUCCCACGCUUCAGCACCAUUUGUUAACUACUAAUCAUAAUCAUAGUAUAAACAACGCUGUAGCUGCUAAUAGUGGUGUUAAUACCGUUGUUGAUGAUGAUGAUGAUGAUGGUGCAGCAGCAUCUGUAGAAGAAACAAGACAACCUUUGCAGCAGCCUUUUCACUUUUCUCACUCUCCGUAUUAUUCUCCUUCUUCUGCUACUACAACUACAACUACAACCACAACCACUACUCGCCAUCCCUUCAAAUCGCCAGGAACAAGUGGUGGAAUGAUGGCGGCAUCUUUAGGGAGGUUCCCUUUCACAAGUGCUCAAUGGAGGGAACUUGAAAGACAAGCUAUGAUUUACAAGUACAUGAUGGCUUCUAUUCCUGUUCCUCCAGAGCUACUCCUUAUGCCUAUCGCUGCUGCUUCUCGCUCAUCUCCUUUGGAAGGAGGAGGAGGAGGAGGUGGUGGUUUCAAUCUGAGGCUUUCAAGCAGUAACAAUAAUGAUGCAGAACCAAAUAGGUGCAGGAGAACAGAUGGUAAGAAAUGGAGAUGUUCAAGAGAGGUUGCUCCUAAUCACAAGUACUGUGAGCGUCAUAUGCAUAGAGGCCGUCCCCGUUCAAGAAAGCCUGUGGAACUUCACAACAACAACAAUAACAAUGGACACAAUCUACUUAAGAGGGCUCGCCAUGAUUCUCAUCCUUAUGCUGCCUCUAGUGCUGCUGUUACUGUCGCAUUCUCUAACCACUCUACAAGAAAAGAUCCUUCUUCACCUCAUUUUCUUGCUUCUGCUACCACCAAUCAUCAUUCAUACCUUGAAUCUGCUUCUUCCCUUUCUCUUCACAACUUCGGUGCUGGUUCUGUUCCAUCAAGUAGGGAGCCCAGGGGGUUGGAUUGGAUGCUGAAUGGAGAUCCUAUUUCGCUUGGAACAUCAGAUUCAGAAUGGAACACUCUGAUGAACAACAACAAAGUUGGAUUCAAUGCUAUGAGUUCCUGCAGCAACACUGAGCCUCAAUAUAUGAACUCAUUCCCAGUCUAUAGCCCUGGAUUGGAUCAGCAACACAAUAAGCGCUCUCCAACUUUCCUUAACCCUGUUCUGGUUCCUAUGGAAACUCUCCAAUCUGAUAAACCAAGGGUUUUCAUCGAUGCUUGGUCGAACGCGGCAACGGAUCAAGAAACUAAUGAUGCCGACAACAAGAACUCUGUUUCAUCAAUUGGGAAACUGUCCCUCUCUUCUCUUGAUUUAUCAAUGGGAGGUGGAUAUAUGCAUGAAGAAGUGGGGUUAGGCCUAAUGGAAGAGCCAGAGCCGGAAGAGAACAACACAAGCAAUGGCACUAAAUCUGGCUUCUCGAAUUGGCCCACACCACCACCUUGGGUAGCUUCAACCACCACACCUGGUGGUCCACUAGCUGAAGUUCUAAUGCCGAGUACAGUCACUUCCACCAAUGAUGGUGCCGCCGCCACUUCCAAUUCGAAUCUUUCGUCUCCGGCCACGACAAUGGUGUCAUCUCCAUCUGGGGUAUUGCACAAGACACUUGCUUCAUUGUCUGAUAGCAGUAGCAAUAGCAGCCCAAGGGUUCCAUCUUCAGGGGCAAAUUCUGAAAUUGCCUUGCUCAGGUUCAAUCAGAAGUAGUAAAAAAGUUAUUAGCUUCUUUUUCCUCUUUAGUUUUUAUAUUUUGUUGAAUUUGAUUAUCUUUCACUGUUUUGUGAUCUUGCUUUUGCCUUUGCUUUUGCAUAUUUAGCUAACUGUGUUUGUGAAUUAUAUAGCCUGUUAUUUUGUUUAGGGCUGUUUGUUAAUGUAAAAAAGUAAAACUGUGAUGAACGCAAACCUGUGUAUCCUGUUCUUAUGUGAAGAGACUAUUUUGCAGCUUUAAUAAAUUCCAAGUUGCUACAUUUCUCUUCCCCGUUAUGUACUAUAACUGAAAAUGAAUGUUCAUGGGGUGGUUUCGA
Messenger RNA from Arachis ipaensis, 2480 nucleotides. RefSeq names its product growth-regulating factor 7 (gene GRF7). The record is from RefSeq and is a predicted model, not a curated record. Gene Ontology annotation, molecular function: ATP binding. NCBI's taxonomy places the organism in Eukaryota, Viridiplantae, Streptophyta, Magnoliopsida, Fabales, Fabaceae. Gene Ontology annotation, biological process: regulation of DNA-templated transcription; developmental process; DNA-templated transcription. Gene Ontology annotation, cellular component: nucleus.